Messenger RNA from Podarcis muralis (Common wall lizard), 4257 nucleotides. It is a transcript of the gene COG3, whose product is annotated as component of oligomeric golgi complex 3. Lineage: Eukaryota; Metazoa; Chordata; Lepidosauria; Squamata; Lacertidae. Gene Ontology annotation, biological process: Golgi organization; intra-Golgi vesicle-mediated transport; intracellular protein transport. The record is from RefSeq and is a predicted model, not a curated record. Gene Ontology annotation, cellular component: COG complex; cis-Golgi network; membrane.
AUUCCGGGCAGCGUUAUAGUUCCGGGCGAGGGGAGAAAGGGAGAAGGAGGGGGCGGGAUGGCGGCCGAGCUGCCCAGCGAAGCCCGGGAGCGGCUGAGCCUGUGGGAGAGGCCCCUGAGGCCCCUGGCGCCCCUGACCGAGCGGCAGCAGGAGUCGGUGCUGGAGCUGAGGGAAGCGCUGCCUUGCCUGCCCGCCCCGGCUGAGCUUCCUAUUGAAGAUUUCAGCAGUCUUGGUCAACAAUCAUUAACCGUAACAUUGACAGCAACAGUGCCAGAAUCCACAGAGGACAUCCUCUUGAAAGGGUUUUCCAUGUUGCGUAUGGAAAAUGAAAGAAUCGAAACAGCACAGCAGUUCUUCUCAUGGUUUGAUCAACUCCAUACGCAGAUGGAUCAAGAUGAAGGGGCUAAAUACAGGCAGACAAGAGCUUACUUGUCUGGGUUUGAAGAGCAAUGCGAUGCUAUCUUGAGUGAUGUCAACAGUGCUCUUGAGCACCUGGAGUCGUUACAGAAGCAAUAUCUCUUUGUUUCCACCAAGACAGGGACGCUGCAUGAAGCCUGUGAACAGCUACUGAAAGAGCAGUCAGAGCUUGUGGACCUGGCAGAAAAUAUCCAGCAGAAACUGUCAUAUUUUAAUGAACUGGAAAAUAUUAAUACGAAACUGAAUUCCCCUGCAUUGUCAGUAAACAGUGAUGGUUUCAUCCCUAUGCUGGCUAAACUUGAUGAUUGUAUUGCAUAUAUUUCAUCGCAUCCAAACUUUAGGGAUUAUCCUGUGUAUUUUGCAAAGUCCAAACAAUGUCUUUCAAGAGCUAUGCACCUCAUGAAAACAUACACUGUGAAUACACUACAAAACCUCACAAACCAGUUCAUUAAAAGGGACCCUUCAGGUGUACCAAAUUCAGAUAAUGCCUUCACGUUAUUUUAUGUGAAGUUCAGAGCUGCUGCACCCAAAGUCAGAACACUUAUUGAGCAGAUAGAGCAGCGGUCUGAGAAGAUGCCAGAGUACCGGCAACUGCUAAACGAAAUCCAUCAGUGCUACCUUGAUCAGAGGGAGCUCUUACUAGGGCCUAGUAUUACUAGCACUGUGACAGAAUUAACUAACCGAAACAGCAGAGAUCAUUGUGCUCUGGUACGAAGUGGCUGUGCUUUUAUGGUCCACGUGUGCCAGGAUGAACACCAGCUGUUUGAUGAGUUCUUCACAAAACCAACACCCAAACUGGAUGAACUUUUGGAGAAGUUAUGCCUGUCAUUAUAUGAUGUCUUGCGGCCACUGAUCAUCCAUGUAAUUCACCUAGAAACUUUGUCUGAGCUCUGUGGGAUUCUCAAAAAUGAAAUGCUUGAAGAUCACGUGCAAAACAACGUGGAACAGCUGGCUGCAUUUGCUGCUGGAGUUAGGCAGAUGUUGGAGGAUGUUCAAGAGCGUCUGGUCUACAGAACGCAUAUCUACAUUCAGACUGACAUUAUAGGCUACAAACCGGCCCCGGGUGAUCUUGCCUAUCCUGCUAAGUUGGAAAUGAUGGCGCAAAUUGCCCAAAGUCUAAAAGAUGAAGAGAGAAAGUUGCCUGCAGAUCCUUCUUUUUCAGAUAUGAAGCUGGAAGAUUCAGAGAACUACAGUGUGGUAAAAAAUGAUCCAUUGGAAUCCUGCCAUCCUAGACUUCAUGCUACAAUUUCACCCGCAGAUCUGCAUGGGAUGUGGUACCCUACUGUGAGAAGGACGCUUGUGUGCCUCUCCAAGCUUUACAGAUGCAUUGAUAGGGCAGUCUUCCAAGGAUUAUCGCAGGAGGCCUUAUCUGCCUGCAUACAGUCUUUGCUAACAGCUGCAGAUUCCAUUUCUAAAAACAAGACCCAGGUUGACGGACAGCUUUUCUUAAUCAAACAUCUUUUGAUUCUUCGUGAACAAAUUGCUCCUUUCCACACUGAAUUCACCAUUAAGGAAAUUUCCCUGGACCUUAAGAAAACUAGAGAUGCUGCCUUUAAAAUCCUGAACCCUAUGACCGUUCCACAUUUCUUUAGGCUUAGUAGCCACAAUGCGCUGAUACAGUUCCUGCUGGAGGGCACUCCCGAAAUCAGAGAGCACUAUAUUGACUCUAAGAAGGAUGUCGAUCGGCACUUGAAGUUUGCCUGUGAGCAGUUUAUUCAGCAGCAAACCAAGCAGUUUGUGGAGCCUCUGGAGGAAUUCCUGGCGAAGGUUUCUGCUCUGAAGGCAAUGGCUACGCAAGGCGGUCCUAAAUACAGCCUUUUGCAGCAACCUUGGGCUCAACCAGCAAAGAUUGCCGACUUGGUGUCUUCGACAUACAGGACCAUCAAAACGAAACUGCCCUCGACAUUGCAGAGCAUGUCGCUGUAUUUAUCCAACAAAGACACAGAGUUCAUCUUGUUCAAGCCUGUUAGGAACAAUAUUCAGCAAGUGUUCCAGAAGCUGCAUGCUCUACUAAAAGAAGAAUUUAGCAAAGAAGAUCUCCAGAUUGUAGCCUGCCCUUCAAUGGAACAGGUAAAUCUCCUAUUGUCAACAGCAAAGUAGUCCCUCUUUGAGAAGCCUCUUCAAAUUGUCUCAGGCAGUGAAAUGGACAUUUAUCUGAAGUGGACUCGGGGUGUGCCAUCCUACCUGCUUUUAGCAUCAUCCAUCCAAAGGUCAGGUGAACAAGAGGAUGAACACCAGUAUGUUAUAACUUUUUUAAAAAAAUAAAGCAGAAAUACUGCUUUAUUCAGAACAAUGGUCAGCUUUUUUUGUUUGUUAGUAUCUACCUACCUUGACCAAAAACAUGUUGGGGUUAAAUUCUAUUUGCUCCCUUACCCAAUUUUGUUAACGUGUGUUUGUUUCUUUCCAAGGGAUGUGCUGAAAAUAAAUUGGAGAAGGCAGGGACCCACGAAUCUCUUUAAUAGAAGGCAUAAGUGUAUGUACAAACCUUCCCACACUAUCUCAAUAAUACCCUCCAAAUUGCACAUUCACAAGUCAUCACGGCACCGCAGUCAGUGAGUGGUGAAGAGAGUAUUUGUGGAAUAGUUUUCAUUUGCCCUCCGGCAAUAAGUCUCAUUUGAAGCUGUUCAGCUGUAUAUCAAAUGGUUUAGCUGCACGUGCAAAUGAAGCACAUUGUGAAAAUUUCUCCAGUAUUUGACCGGUGUACUGACACUCACCAAUUCUUAAUAACUCUAAAAAGAAACCCAAUUUGCUGCAGUAAAAUUGUGUGCAUAGGAUUUGCAGAGAAAGCUAUGCAAUUGAGGAAUUUCCAUAGAGAAUUGCCUUCUAAGUUUGAAUUACUGAUACGUGAAAUAAUCCAUUUUAUAAAAAUGAAGCUCCAUUAGAACUUCUGGUUUUUUUUUAAAAAAAGCAGCAACUAAAAACCUUAAUUGGAGUGGAGAUGGAGAGGAGUUCUAGCUUGCCUGUGCCGCCUUGCUUGUGGCAACUUUAUCUCAUGCUUUUUAGUUUACAUUAAACCAGAGUUUCCUGACCUGCCACCCUCCCUGUCUCUAGCCAGCUGGAGGGUCACAGAGUCCCUUUUCCCCUGCUUUAAACAUUUCUCUUUUCAAGAUGCCCUGGAUGCCAAAAUGACUGUAAAUUCAGGAGGCUAGCAUGAACAAGGAACAAAAGGAGGCAGCACUAGUUAUGGAGAGAAGGAACUAAAACUUAAGUUCCAACAAACAUAUAUGACAUUAAGGUAAUUCCCAAAAAAUACUUUGAGGGGAAAGCCAUCUUCGUGGUUGGGGUGGAAUUAAUAAGAAAGCUUUUAUAGUCACGAGUUCAAAUUUGUAGAAAGAAAUAAAACUCCCAUUACCGCUUUGCUUUUAUUCAUAAAUUGGUGGUUGGGGGGGCGGGUCUGCAUAUUAGUGGUGUGUUUUUAAAGUAGCUUCAAGCUGUUUGCCUGCCCCCCCCCAUUUGACAAGGCAAUUGGCACCCGUUGAAAGCUGUUACUGCAAAGCAGAUUUUUUGUAAAAUGACGUCCUGUGGGCUUCGUAUCAUGCUUUUCAAGUAAAUUAUGGCAUGAUUGCUUUAUACGAAGUUAUAAUGUAUUUUAAUCAAAUUUCCCAAGCGUUCAAAUCGGUUGACCAAAUCCGUUUGUUUCUAAAGCAGAAUGCUUUCAUCCCACCCACUCUGUGUCACCCUGUUCUAGCAAACUUGUAUAAAGCUACAGCUUCAGAUAUUUACGUAUAAAAAUAGUGUACAUAAUUUAAAACGUUCUCAAAGAUUCUUUAUAUUAUUUGACUAAUGUUCCUCUUUGUUUCCCCCCCCUUUUAAAUAAAAGUUCUGCUUUUCUUACUUCGA